Molecule: messenger RNA, 3099 nt
Organism: Durusdinium trenchii
Lineage: Eukaryota; Dinophyceae; Suessiales; Symbiodiniaceae
Source: the annotation of a GenBank genome assembly
UCCAAUGAAAUCGCUUGAUCCAAGCCAUGGAUGCGGUUUUCAAUGCUGGCAAGUUCAAGGGCCGAUGGUUCAGUGAUGUGGCAGGCACGGAGACUGCUUUCUGCACCUGGGCCAAGAAGCAGAAAUCGCCUCCAGGCUACUUGCGGUCCUUUGUCGAGUUCUUGAAGAGUGGGAGCAGGCGUGGCCAGCAAUCCCUGGACGCCCAUGUGGUACGAAGCUCCCGCGAGCCACGGCCACCCAGAGCUGUCGAUGCUGAGGUGACCCUGAAGGAAGGCACCGCCAAAAGCGCUGGGAUCCGGUUUGAUUUCACCAUGGAUCUUGAGUUGGUCAGCGCUGAUGAGUUCGACGUGGGCCCAGAAGACGCCAAUGCAGAGGUCCCCUGGACACUGCGCCAAGCGCUCGCCGCGCGCCCGGACGGGCGGGCUGCGCCCAGUGCCAAUCACUGGCGCUUCCCAGCCUCCAGUUACAUAGAUGUCCUCCGGUGGCUGGAGUGGAACCCGGACUUCCGCUGCCGGGUGAAUGGCGUGCCCAGCUGGGUGCUGAAGCACGUCCCUGCCUUCGCCACUGCCGCAGAGCAGGUGAAGGCCACGGCUGCCCUUCGCCUCUCAGCCGCCACUCGCCGUCUCCUGGCCGAGCUGCCGCCGGCGCCGGCGCCAUCCACGCCAGCCGGAUCCAGUGCGCUGUCUGCGCGGAUGUUGCCAUCGGCGGAGGACUUGAAACUUGAUGGGCUGGGUGGCACUCUGCUGCCCUUCCAGGUCGAGGCAGUGCAGUACGGCUUGGCUCGGAAUGGUAGGCUGCUGCUUGGAGACGAGAUGGGCCUGGGGAAGACCGUGACAACCCUGGCAUUGGUGAGGCACUUCAAGGAAUCCUGGCCUUUUCUGGUGGUCGCCCCAGCGCCGCUUUGCAAGCUUUGGCAGGAGCAUGCCUUGGCCUGGCUGAAAGAGGAUCUCAAGCCGCACGAUGUGGUCCUGAUCCGCUUUGCCCAGGACUCGAUACCUUCACGGGCUCGAAUGGUGGUGGUGUCCUACAACCUGAUCAGUGAUCCAAAGUUCCAGCGGAAAGAUGACAAAGACUUUGACCUGGUGAUCUUGGAUGAGUGUCAUUUGCUCCGUGGAAACUCACAGCGCUCCAAAGCUUGCGUGCCCCUGGCGAAGAAAGCCAUGCGAGCGAUACUCCUCACUGGGACGCCGCUGGUGGCACGAACCCAGGAUGCCUAUCCUUUGCUGGAUGCGCUUUUCGAUCUUUGUACCCCCACGGAUUUCGCCCAGCGCUAUGCGCCGAGCACGUCCUCCCGAAAUCAGGGCCGGUCUGCACGGCUCAAUGAGCUUCACGUCCUCCUGGGUGCGGCCAUGCUUCGCAGGACCAAGGAGAACACUUUGUCCGAACUACCUGCCAAGCGCCGGCAGCGAGUUCUUUUGGAUAUGUCACCGUCUGCUGAGAAGGAAGAUGUGGAGGAAGAGUCUGAGAGGCUUGCAAAGACCAAGUCCACGGCUGUGGCAGAGUACAUGAGCUGCCUGACCUCUGCAGAUGUCCGAUUUCUUGUCUUCGCACAUCACCUGGCGAUGUUGGAUGAGUUGGAGAGCUCUUUGCAGCGAGCCUCAGUCACCUACAUCCGCAUCGACGGAAGCACGCCCAUGGCAGAGCGCUCCAAGUACAUCGAGGCCUUCCAAGCAAAGGAGGCGCAGGUGGCACUGCUUAGUCUCACAGCAUGUUCGCAGGGUUUCACCCUCACCUCUGCCUCUCUGGUGCUUUUUGCGGAGCUUUACUGGGUGCCAGGCGUCCUGCUGCAAGCCGAGGACCGUGCCCAUCGUUUGGGACAGGCCAACAUGGUCAACGUUCAGUACCUCGUGGCCCCUGGAAGCGUAUCCAAGCUGACAGCCAGCCAAGCAUUUUUGUAUUCUGCUGCCAUUUCACGAAAGGUAGCUUCGGCUACCUGAGUCAUUAAGGGCUGACGCCCGACAGCCGGCCACGGGCCCACCACUAGUCGUCGUCGUCGUCGUCGUCGUCGUCGUCGUCGUCGUCGUCGUCGUGGUGGUGGUGGUGGUUGUUGUUGUCGUGGUCGUUGUUGUAGCAGAUGGUUGUGGUUGGUGUCGUUGCGGUCGUGGUUGAGGGGCCCACCACACGAUGCAGGUCAUGCACGCCGGUGCAGCACGCAUUUAUAGAUUUGUGCGUCCGUGUUGGGCAUAUGUUUGGAGCUAUGUUGGGGGUAUUUUGGACCAUUUAUGUUGGCAUACGCAUCAGAUGCGAUUUUUUCCGCCUCGGAACCCCUCACAUGGCCAAGAUCGACUCUGACCCCAUCCAAGCGCACGAAACACUGUAAAAUGCGAUGUUUGUGAACGUCGAACGCAAAAAACACUGUAAAGCACAGGGGGCGGAACCCUGCGCAGUGCCGGGCCCGAUGACGGGCCCCUGGCCGGAUUGGGGGUGGUGAACGGUUCCUGUGCUUGAUUUCGAUGGCUUUAGACAAGGUUUUAAAUGUUGGGGGGCAAUUCGACUCCACCCUGCGCCGCUCAGAAUUUGGGAGUUAUUUGGCUUGUCGACUGUGGUCUAUCGCAAUCUGUGGUCUAUUGCUGGUUGCUGCUUGCUGUACUGCUUGCUCCUUCCUGUGCUGCUUGCCGCUGUGCUGCUUGUUGCUCCUUGCUUGCUGCUGUCGCUGGUGCUGCUUGCUGCUUGCUGCUGCUGCUGGUUGCUGCUGCUGCUGCUGCUGCUGGUUGCUGCUGCUGCUGCUGCUGCUCACUGCUCGCUGCUGGUGUUUCGUGGUUGCUGCUGCUGCUGUUACUGCUGCUUCUCCUACUAGUAAGACUUCGAUUACCUUGGUGUUCGUGCACUCCAGUGAUACUUCCCCCUCAGGUGGACGAGCGCAUGUUCCGUGCCGUGGAGCGGCGGGCGGUCGAGGCCACUCGGGCCGUGGACGGUACGAGACCGGCCGUGCAAAGCAGCGACGGUGGCAGCGCCUUGGGCAACUCCUUUGGUGCGGAGGCGCUGCAGAGCGCUGAGGCUUUGCAAGUGGCAGGACGCAAACGAAGAGAAUCAGAAUCUGGCGACGAUGUGCAACUAAUUGGAGCGCCUCACUCUAAGCGUCCAUUUGCUUGGGCAAAA